Molecule: messenger RNA, 1830 nt
Organism: Cordyceps militaris CM01
Lineage: Eukaryota; Fungi; Ascomycota; Sordariomycetes; Hypocreales; Cordycipitaceae
Product: vacuolar protein sorting-associated protein vps17
Exons: 3
Coding region: 1-1830 (609 amino acids)
Biological process (GO): retrograde transport, endosome to Golgi; intracellular protein transport
Cellular component (GO): retromer complex; endosome; retromer, tubulation complex
Molecular function (GO): phosphatidylinositol-3-phosphate binding
Source: RefSeq, a predicted model, not a curated record
AUGGACUACAGCGCAUCCAUCCACGAGUCUGACGAUCCGGUGGGAGCUUCGCCCUGGGGCAACUCUCCCACCUCUUCGCCCAAGAGAAACCCGCCUUCCUUUGCCAGCCUCCCCCAGGAAACCUCCUCGUCCUCGUUUCCCUUCUCGUCGCAAGACUCCAACAGCCUAGGCAGCCCAGCUCUCGGCGCCGACGGCUUCCAGCGACCGGGCACUGCCACCACGGCCUCGGAGACGGAAGGCGAGACCGAUCACGAAACGGUCCAGGGCCAUGAAGAGUCAGAGGCUAGCCAGACGAUAGAGUCCCAGCCCGCUCCGCCAGUGCAGCACCACCAACUGCCUCAGCACUCUGGCCUCGCGCCACAGGGGUACGAGUCUGCGUCCAUUCACGGCUCCAUCCCCCCUUCGGAGGGACAGGUUCACAAGCCGGUGCAGCCUCAAUACAGGUUGCAGGCCAAGAUUACUGGCCUGGAACGCACCGGCAAGAAAGACCCGCUGCUACGAUUUGACAUCUACACUAACCUUCCUCGAUUCCGCACAUCCCAAUAUCGUGAUGUCCGCCGCCUGCACUCCGAGUUUGUAAAGCUUGCCGAGCACCUCAUCUCCGCCAACCCCGAUGCCUUUGUACCAGCCGUGCCACCAGCCGUUACUUCAGCGGGAGCGGGGACCGACGAGGACGAAACUCGAGUCAAGGCUUUGAUGCAAAGGUGGUUCAACUAUGUUUGCAACAGCGAGAUCUUAAUGAGAGACGACGAGAUGAUACUCUUUGUCGAGUCGGACUUUGGCUACAGCCCAUUGGUCAAGAUGAAGCAGCCUGCCACGGGUGUUCGCCGAAAGAUUCUCAAGCAGUUUGCCCCGCCACCCGACGAUACGCCCGAACUCGCCGAUGCACGUCCUGCCGUCAAGCUAUUCUACCUAGGCACCAUGGAUGCCGGGCACAAGGUCGAUAAACUGGUCAAGGCCAGACGAGGUCUUGGUCUGGCCGAGUCUGAUUUUGGGGUCAAGCUUGGAGGGAUGCAUGUUCAAGAACCCCACCCUGGUUUAGCCAAUGCCUACAGAAAGCUGGGCAAAGUCAUUCAAAAUGUGGGAGACUACCAUGCCGCGCAGGCUACUGCCGAGGCAUCCACAAUCGGGGACCCAUUCCAAUAUCACUCUCAGGAUGCCUUUAUCGUCAAGGAAACCCUGACGAACCGACAAAUCCUUACCAGAGAGUUUAUUCAGGCUCAAGAAGCUACGAGAAGCAAGCUCAAUGCUGCAGAUCGCCUCAAGACUAGCAGCAGCGUACGCCGUGAAAAGGUUGACGAGGCUAUUGCAGCUCUUGACGAUGCGCGUGAGACGGAAGCCUAUCUGUAUAGCAAGACCCACAGGGUAACGCAGAACUUGCUUCAGGAGCGCCGGAAGUGGUUCUCACGGACAGCUACCGAUUUGCGUCUUAGCAUCAGGGAGUUUGUUCUGCGCGAGAUUGAGGCCGAGAGACGCACGUUAUCCGUACUAGAGAGCGUCCGCGCCGACAUUCGCGCGAUUGACGCAUCGGGCGGCCUAAGCCGACUGGGCCGUGAAGCUCAUCCUGUGAUCCGCCGCACCAGCCUAGCCGCCAGCCAAGGCCCCAAGGGCGACGCGUGGAGCGGCGUGCCGCGCCGCGUAGACACGGCGAACCGCAGCACCUCGUCGAGCUUCAUGGGCAAACUGCCUGAGGACAAUGAGGCUGACGACGCGCCGCAGGACGCCGCCGCCGGCGGGCGGGCCAGUCUGGCCGGCGUGACCGAGGAGGAGGACGAUGACCGCAUCGAUGCCAGAAAUGCCGCGAGCCGUCUGGCGACGAGCACUUUCUGA